Molecule: messenger RNA, 1527 nt
Organism: Aspergillus terreus NIH2624
Lineage: Eukaryota; Fungi; Ascomycota; Eurotiomycetes; Eurotiales; Aspergillaceae
Exons: 1
Coding region: 1-1527 (508 amino acids)
Molecular function (GO): nucleotide binding
Source: RefSeq, a predicted model, not a curated record
AUGCGCCCUGAAACCAACGGCUGCCAACGUCGAAAUGUCCCUAGGUUCAUGCUUAUCGGCGCAGGCCCCUUCGCUCAGAAGACAUACAUUCCGUAUCUCAAGUCUCUGGAAGAAGAUGGCCGCGCCCGUCUGAUGGCCGUUGUAGAGGUCCACGGGAUGGAAGAGACAGUACGCGAAGUCACUCACCACGACUUCCCGGAUAUCCACUCCCUUUUCGUCCCGGCCUUUACGGCAUCCAUCCCAAGGGUUACAUAUAACAGACUAUCCGAGGUUGUUGCUCAGCUCCACAUCGACUGCGUCAUCAUCAGUACAGAGCCGCUGGCACAUACGGCGUACGGACUGUGGGCGUUGCAGCAGGGGCUGAACGUGAUCAUGGACAAGCCAAUCUCCACGCGAAAAGGUGCCUGUACAGACCCAAAUGCAGCACUCGGGAUAGCCGACGAUUACAAGAACCUCCUAUCAGCCUACGAGAAGCUCCAACAGCGCAAACGGACGUGCUAUCUCGUCCAAAGUCACCGCCGGUACCACCCUGGGUUCCACUUCCUCCUCCACAAGAUCCGCCAGCUCCAGAAAUCAACGCUGUGUCCCAUCACCAGCCUGAAUUCCAGCCACUGCGACGGCAUGUGGCGAAUGCCGCAUGAGAUCGUGGGCCAGGAAUACCACACGUUCAAGAACGGCUACGGCAAACUCUCCCACAGCGGCUACCACCUCCUCGACGUCUCCUCCAAGUUCAUGCGGUCGAGCUGGGGCGGAGGGCAGGACCCUACGAAAAUCCCAAACAAACUCGAAGUUAUCAGCAGUUUCAUCACCCCCGGCGGGUUCUACACGGCGCUGAACCGGUCAGACUACGAACGUAUCUUUGGGGUGGAAUACGUGCGCCGCCAGGAUUACUCCGACGAUGAGCUCUGGCGGCUUAUGGAUGGCAUGGGAGAGAUCGACUGUGGCAUUCUGAUGACGGCGUACCAUGAUGACCGCCCAAUCUGCCUUGUUCAGCUUAAUCUGCUGCACACGGGGUUUUCGCGUCGCAGCUCCGUGCAAACAGGGUCCGAUCUGUACCGGGGCGUCGGGCGUGUGAAGCACGAGUCGCACGAUAUAAAGUGCGGGCCGUUCCAGACCAUAGUCGCUGAGUCGAGAAAGUCCUCAGACAAGGGCGUGUCUAGUCACCUGCCCAGCUCGUCCAUUGGAGGCGAGGACCAUUUUGACGUGAAUAUUUUCCAAAAUAACGGCCUUUUGGGGAAUGAAGACCCGGUUAUCCAGUCGUAUACUAUGGACGACAUUCUGAGGGUGUAUCCGGCCAUGUUGGGGGAUACGUCCGAGAAGGUCAAGCGAGGAGUGCUCGAGGAGUCUCUCGACUUUAUGAGCGGCAAGGUAAACGUUGACGGUCUGGCUUCCAACCUGCCUGAUCAUGCGCUUCCGGCAUAUAUUAUGAGCGCGGCGUAUCUGUCUCACGUUCGGAAAACAAUGGGUCAGAAUCCUGCAGUUACAAUAGAGUUGGAUGAUGAUUGCCAGCAUCUUACCAUAGUUUGA